This is a messenger RNA of Cyprinodon tularosa, 1392 nucleotides long. It is a transcript of the gene agxta, whose product is annotated as alanine--glyoxylate and serine--pyruvate aminotransferase a. Gene Ontology annotation, molecular function: L-serine:pyruvate transaminase activity; L-alanine:glyoxylate transaminase activity. The transcript is spliced from 11 exons. The record is from RefSeq and is a predicted model, not a curated record. The coding region runs from base 180 to 1355 and encodes 391 amino acids. NCBI's taxonomy places the organism in Eukaryota, Metazoa, Chordata, Actinopteri, Cyprinodontiformes, Cyprinodontidae. Gene Ontology annotation, cellular component: peroxisome.
GAAAGUACGUGUUUUCUGAGCUGGUUAAGUAUUCAGAGUUCACAGAAGAUAAAAAAAAAGGUAAACACGGUAGCAGAUCCUGACCUGUGGACUCCACUGGCCAGUCAGAGGAGGGAAUUUGGCUGAGGCGACACUUAAAUCUUUUUCAUCUCUAUUUUUGCUCAUCCUGCCGUGAAAACAUGUCGCCCGUCUCUAUACCUCCGCCUCAGUGCCUGAAGAAGCGCAUGGUUGUCCCUCAGCGUUACAUGUUUGGACCAGGACCUUCCAAUGUUCCUCCACGCAUCUUGGAGGCUGGAGCCAACCCCGUCAUCGGACACAUGCACCCCGAAACAUUUGAGAUAAUGAGCCAAAUCAAGAGUGGGAUCCAGUACAUGUUCCAGACUCAAAACAGGACGACUUUUGCUGUCAGUGGCACCGGCCACACAGCAAUGGAGUGUGCCAUCUUCAACACGGUGGAGCCUGGGGAGAACGUGCUGGUGGGGGUCAACGGUAUCUGGGGGGAGCGAGCCGCCGACAUGGCCGAACGGAUUGGUGCAAGAGUGGAGACCAUUGUGGCGCCCCCUGGAGGCUACUUGACCAAUUCAGAGAUUGAGAGGGCUUUAUCCAAACACAGGCCAGUCCUCUUCUUCCUCGCACACGGAGAAUCGUCCACAGGCGUCCUGCAUCCCUUAGACGGCAUCGGUGACAUGUGCCACAAGUAUGGCUGCCUGUUUCUUGUUGACUGUGUGGCUUCGAUAGGAGGAGCCCCCGUCUACAUGGACCAGCAAGGGAUCGAUAUCUUGUAUACCGGCUCCCAAAAGGUUCUGAAUGCCCCCCCUGGGACAGCCCCCAUUUCCUUCAGUGAGAGAGCAUGCCAGAAAGUAUUCAAUCGGAGAACAAAGCCUGUGUCGUUCUUCCUGGAUUUGAGUUGGCUUGCAAACUACUGGGGCUGUGAUGAUAAACCACAGAGGAUAUACCACCAUACGGGGCCCGUUACCGCCUUUUACUCCCUGAGGGAGAGCCUGGCUGUCCUUGCUGAUGAGGGUUUGGAGAAUUCGUGGGAGAGGCAUCAAAAGGUGGCCGAGUAUUUCCACACCGGCCUGGAGAGCUUGGGUCUCAAACUGUUUGUCAAAGAAAAGCGUGCAAGACUGCCCACCGUCACCACAAUCGUCUCUCCUCCUGGAUACGACUGGAAAGAGAUCACCUCCUACAUCAUGAAGAAGCACAACUUAGAGAUUUCUGGAGGGCUGGGACCUUCACUUGGUUUGGUGUUGCGUGUGGGACUGAUGGGAUUCAACAGCAGUAAGGCAAACGUGGAUAUGUUGCUGGAAGUGCUGAGAGAUGCCCUGCAGCACUGCCACCGGAGCAAAGUGUAAAAUAAACCCGUCAAAAAUUAAAAAUAAGCACAAAAAA